CUGGGCCACCACUCGGCUGUAUUUUACAGUGACACACUUCCAAAAUGGCUUCCAAAGCGGACCCGGUCUAUCAAAUUUUCUCAUUUCAAGACAGUAAAUACUCUCCCGAUCCGAUUUUUGAGCUCCCCGCCCAGUGUCUGACCCCUUCACCGGCCCCGAUAGUGAUAGAUAACGGCUCCUUCCAGACCCGGGCCGGCUGGGCGGCUCCAGCGGCGGAGUUUGACUGCCCGCGCCUGCUCUUCAGGUCGGUGGCGGCGCGCAGUAGAGGGGCUGCCCGCAGCGAGACCCAGAUCGGCAACGAUAUCCCCAACCUGGAGCCUCUGCGGUGGCUUCUGAAGAGUCAGUUCGACCGGAACGUGGUGGUGAACUUUGAGAUCCAGGAGCUCAUCUUCGACUAUGUGUUCACACACCUGGGCAUCGGCUCAGAGGGCGGUGUUGCACACCCCAUUGUGCUAACAGAGGCGCCCUUCAACCCGCUGCACUGUCGGCAGAUGAUGUCAGAGUUACUGUUUGAGUGCUAUAGCGUCCCGUACGUCUCUUACGGCGUGGACAGCUUGUACAGUUUCUACCACAAUAACACUCAAAGGAACCUGCAGCCUCCACACACUGGCAUCGUUCUGUCCUCAGGAUAUCAUUGUUCACACAUCCUGCCAGUUAUCAACGGCAGGUUGGAUGCUGUGAACUGUAAACGUGUAAAUGUGGCUGGGAGUCAGGCAGCGUCCUAUCUGCAGCGCCUUCUCCAGCUGAAAUACCCAGGUCACCUCGCUGCCAUCACACUCAGCCGUGUGGAGGAACUGCUGCAUGAGCACAGUUACAUUGCUGGGGAUUAUCAAGAAGAGCUGGAAAAGUGGCGCAGCCCAGAGUUUUAUGAGCAGGAGGUUCACCGCAUGCAGCUUCCGUUCUCGGGUAAGGUGCCCGGCGGCUGUGUAAGUGUGGAGGAGAGGCAGGAGAGACGAGCUCAGCAGCUUCGGCGUCUUCAGGAGAUCAAUGCUCGACGCCGGGAAGAGAAGCUGUUGCAGGACCAGGAGAGGCUGGACAGGCUUAUGGCUGUACAGGAGCUGCUCGAAGAUGGCAUGUUGGACCAGUUUCACAAGAGGCUGGUGGAGCUCAACAUGGACUCAGCUGAGGAGCUUCAGUCAUACAUUAACAAACUGCAGAUAGCUGUGGAGCAGGGCAGGCAGAAACUGCUACACAGCGAUGGAGGAGAGGGAAAGACCGAGGUGUCUGAGCUGGAGCAGCCAGUGGACGAGGGAGAUGGAGUGGCGCUGAUGGAGCCUGACUUCCCUGAGGACACGCUGCCAGAAAAACCUGUUAAUGUGGUUCAGCCCAUGUUUAACAUGGCGGAGUACCACCAGCUGUUUGUGGGGACGGAGCGCCUGCGCUGUCCAGAGAUCCUGUUUCAGCCGUCAUCCACUGGAGAGGACCAGAUGGGACUGAUGGAAACUCUGCAGUAUGUCCUGGCUAGGUAUACUCCAGAACAACAGGAGGCGCUGGUGAGCAAUGUGUUUCUGACAGGAGGGAACAUGCAGUAUCCGAGGAUGAAGGAGCGAGUGGAGAGAGAACUGCUGGCCAUGAGGCCCUUCCAGUCACACUUCAAGGUAACAAUGGCAUCACGGCCAGCCCUCGAUGCCUGGUACGGAGCGCGAGACUGGGCCUUGGAGCACCUACCUCCAGCAGGAGGGCCAGCGGAAGCGGCAGAUGGAUGGAUCAGCAGACAGGACUAUGAGGAGAAAGGAGGCGAGUACCUGAGCGAGCACUGUGCCUCUAACAUCUUCAUUCCCAUGAAAAUCGCCAAGCCUGCUCCUGUUCGCCCCACUGAGUCCUCGGUUCCCACACUGACGUUAACCGGAGCUUCUGCUAGCAUCACCACAGUCACGUCUGCCCUGACUCCCUCCUGUUCGACUGUUGCUGCUGACGUGUCAACGGUUGCAUCCUAAACUGGGAUCUUGGAUACGACAAAUCUCUGAUGCUCUGCUUUGUGACUGUUGUAACUUCCUAACUGGAACUGUUAUAUUGAUUGUUAUGCUUGAAAGCUCAAGUGACCAUUCAUAUUGAAUGGUCAUCAAAUGAAUGAUCUUAAAAGGUCUACCAGGAAUAUUUCUUGUAUUACUGUGUAAAUAGAAUUUGUUGUUUCGAUGUUUUAUAAAAAUAUAAUGUUUUCACUGAUGAAAACGACUGUUUGCCUCUGAUUGAAUGCCUGUUGAAAAGAAAGUCUACCAUAGCUUUUUUUAUAGCUUUUAAUUGGUGAAAUGUAAUGUAUUUGACAAACAAGAAGAAAUUCUCUGAAUUAUUGAUGGAUGUUUAAUAAUGAUAAUGAUAGUAAUUAGACGAAUUAGAUGAAUUGCAGUGUUGCAGGUAGUCAUGGUGAUGUGGACUGAUUUUUUUAUAAAAGUGGAGGCCACAGUUCUAAUUCCAGUCUGCACCUGAACUAGGAGCUGAACUGUUGGCAACUGAAACUCUUGAACUAAAUUGUUUAAAAGUGAAUCUUUCAAUUCAGAAAUCAUCUCUUCAUAAAUAUCUGAAGAAAGCAGCUUUGCAGUCAGGGAGGAAAAUGGCCUCCUGUGUUUUGCACCGUGAGAAGUACCUGCUGUAUACUGACAUCGACCCUGUGAUGGAUCACUGCUAUGGUAAAACAUAGUAGACCAAUAUAGCUGAAGACAAUAUAAAGAACAUAAAUAUAUUAUUAAAUAUGUUAUAUCAUUUUGUUGAUUGAAGAUAUUUUCGCAGAUUAGCAUCAAAAUGUUAAAUAUUUAAUAUUUAAACUUAUUAUCUCAGUGUAAUAAUUAUACUAGAUGAUGGAUGUUACUGACUGUACAAGUGACAGGUAAAAAUAAAAAGUCAACAUUAAUGUAAUGAUAAAACUUGUUUUUUGAGGGGGCUUAACAUUGAAAUUGAGACUAACAAUGAUAGUAUAGAACAAAGAUGCCAACUGGAUCGUUUUUUAGAAACUGCUAAAGUUGUGCAUGUUGCCUGCGCCAUGAAAACCACGUCAGCUGUUAGAUACAGUCUGAUGUCAGUUUAAUCAACCUGUUGUUUGUAGAUGAAUGAGAUGAUUAAAGUCCUUCAAUUCCCUUAUUGCUACCAUAUGUUGGCCAUAUAUAAGAGCAAGGCAUGAAGUAAAUAUUAUGGUUUGUAUUCAUUCAUCACAGUUUGACAUGUGCCGCAGUUAUGACUUGCUGGAAACAUUUAGCUUCUGUGAAUGAAGUUUAUGCACAGUACAGCUGUUCUUUGCUUGAGGCUGCCUGUGUUUUUAAUUAUUACAUUAUCAAUCAUUAUAUAAUUCAGGAGCAUGGCUGUGUCUUCACAGUGAAAGAAUAAUUUUAAUCUUUUGAUGUUGUUUUAAAUUUGAUGUAAGAGAAGUAUAGAAAUGAAAUAUGCCAUCUUCUACGUGUUAGAGCGGCAGACAGGCUGAAGUUUAUUUAAAUAAUGUUUCAUUCA
Scatophagus argus is the source of this 3438-nucleotide messenger RNA. RefSeq names its product actin related protein 5 (gene actr5). The record is from RefSeq and is a predicted model, not a curated record. Bases 45 to 1937 code for a protein of 630 amino acids. Lineage: Eukaryota; Metazoa; Chordata; Actinopteri; Scatophagidae. Gene Ontology annotation, cellular component: Ino80 complex; cytoplasm. Gene Ontology annotation, biological process: regulation of DNA-templated transcription. The transcript has 9 exons.